AUGGCAGUGGGAUUCCGCCGGCGGCUCGCCACUCUCACCGUCCCCAAGGCCGCCUCCUCCCUCCGCCGCACGCGCCACAAGAAGCUCUCCUACACCCGCACACGCUCCGCCAGCCUCCCUGGCCGCUUCCACCCGGUCGUCGCCGGCCUCCACGACUCCGCCAACGCGCUCCUCGGCUGGACCGAGACACCAGCUUCAUCACAGCCCGGCACAGCAUGGAUCGCCGACGGCGUCGACCACCUGGGCCGGCUCCUGGCCGGCCUCACCGACCUGCUCCACCACCCGCAGGCGCAGGACCCGCUCCGGCACUCCCAGCGCCGGUCCUCCAAGACAACCCCACCCUGGACGGAGCGGCUGCUCGACGACCUCCUCGUCCUCGCCGACGCGCACGGCUGCUUCCGCGACGCGCUGCUCUCCCUGAAGCAGCUCCUCGCCGAGGCCCACGCCGCCGUCCGCCGCCGCGACGCCCCGCGGCUCGCGGCCGCUCUGCGCGCGCGCCGACGCUCCGACCGCGACCUCUCCCGCCUCGCCUCCACAUUGCGCGCCUUGUCGCACCGCUCCUCUGCCUCCUCCACCUCCACGUCCGACUCCAGCGAGGCCGCGGUUGCCGAGGCCGUCGCGGCAGCCACGUGCGCGGCGGCGGCCGCGUCCGCCACCAUCUUCGCCGGGCUCGCGUCCGCAUCCGCAUCCUCUGCCUCGCGCGCAUUGACAUCUCCCACUUCGGCCUCUUCUCCAGCCUCUAAAGCCGCGGCCGCGCCCGUGUGGUGGGUGGCCGACCUCCUGCGCUGGCGCCGGCGCACGGUGUCCGUCGCCGCCGCCUGCGAGUCCUCCGGAUCACCCAGCGGCGGCGGCGCAAAGGAGACACCUCCGGAAGAAUGCUGCGACGAGGAGGAGGACGAGAGGAAGGCGGCCAUGGAACGGCUCCGGAGCCUCGAGGAGUGCGUCGUGGCGGCGGAGGACGGCUGCGAGCAGGUGUACCGCGCGCUCGUGAACGCGAGGGUGUCCCUGCUCAACGUACUCACGCCAUGCUUUUGA
Lolium perenne is the source of this 1035-nucleotide messenger RNA. The record is from RefSeq and is a predicted model, not a curated record. NCBI's taxonomy places the organism in Eukaryota, Viridiplantae, Streptophyta, Magnoliopsida, Poales, Poaceae.